AUGUCUAGUUCAUUUGCACAAGGCCGUCAGGGCUUCACAAGUAGGGGCAAUAACCAACAGAGGUCAAGCACGAGCAUACCGCGAAAUACAGAAGACGACGUUGGUACUGCACAUACAAUCUUUGGUCCCGAAAACCCUGCUUCUACAGAAGAGGAAGCACUAGCUGAAAUCAUUGUUGAUGCAUUAGGCGAGGGCAAUGGGCCUGACUUAAAUGAGCCUCCAGCAAACUUAACCUCUGAUGAUGUUUUCUGGAGUGCAGAGAUAGGCGAUCGGGGCAAAGACGAGACAGAAAGAGACAUUUUACGCGAAUUCGAACUUGAUGAGCAGGAGGUAAAGAGUGAAAUAGACUAUACUGAGCUGACCGAUUUUUCAUUCUGGUCUCGAUUUGUGGGAAUUGUUAAAAAGAGUGCAAUUAAUUUGAUUCUACCAUUUAUUAACGGUAUGAUGUUGGGAUUUGGUGAAAUCUUAGCUCAUGAGAUCGGAUUCCAUUAUCAUUGGCAUGGAGCUAAAGUUGAGCCUCCCAGACGCCUAGCUCAACGCAGGUUGCAGGACGCGGGGUCAAACAUGCCAGGUAAAAGAAUUGAAACUGAUGCUUUUGGAGAGAUUGAGGUACCAGCAGACAAGUAUUGGGGUGCUCAAACCCAACGAUCAUUAACCAAUUUUGAAAUUGGGGACAUCAAAAUGCCAUUUCCCAUAAUCAAAGCAUUUGGCAUCCAGAAAAAAGCUGCGGCAAUCGUCAAUGAACAGUUGGGCUUACUAGACCCAAAGAAGUCGAAAGCCAUUCAACAAGCUGCCGAUGAAGUUAUUGUUGGUAAAUUGAAUGAUAAUUUUCCCUUGGUGAUUUUCCAAACUGGGUCAGGUACUCAAUCUAACAUGAAUGCCAACGAGGUGAUUUCUAAUAGGGCCAAUGAGAUUUUGGGUGGUGAAAAGGGGACAAAGAAGCCUGUGCAUCCUAAUGAUGAUUGCAAUAUGUCGCAAUCAUCAAACGAUACUUUCCCGACAGUUGCUUACAUUGCUGCUGUGAUUCACAUUGAAGAACACUUGACUCCAAAUUUGGUGGAUUUGAAAGAGGCAUUUCAGAAGAAGGUUGACGAGUUCAAGGAUAUCAUCAAGAUCGGAAGGACUCAUUUGCAAGAUGCUGUGCCCUUGACGUUGGGUCAGGAGUUUUCUGGGUAUGUACAACAAUUGGAAUUUGGUUUGGAAAGGGUGAAACAAACUGUGCCAAGGUUAUCCUACUUGGCACAAGGGGGCACUGCUGUUGGUACUGGAUUGAACACGGUUCGUGGGUUUGACGUCAAGAUUGCUGAGGAAAUCUCCAAGCUCACUGGGUUCCAAUUCAAAACCGCACCCAACAAGUUUGAGGCGUUGGCUGCACACGACACUUGCGUAGAAGCAUCUGGAGCUUUAAAUACCUUGGCUACAUCGUUGUUCAAGAUUGCCAACGAUAUUAGGUACUUGGGUUCGGGACCUAGAUGUGGAUACGGAGAGUUGGCACUACCUGAAAAUGAACCUGGAUCGUCAAUUAUGCCGGGCAAAGUCAACCCCACCCAAUGUGAAGCAAUGACCAUGGUUUGUGCCCAAGUUAUGGGAAACAACACCACAAUUACAUUUGCCGGUGCAUCAGGUCAAUUUGAAUUGAAUGUAUUCAAACCUGUGAUUGCAUACAAUUUGUUAAACUCCAUUAGGAUUUUGGGAGAUGCUUCCAGAUCUUUCAGGAUCCAUUGUGUUGAAGGAAUUGUUGCAAUCAAAGAGAAAAUUGACAAGUUUUUACACGAGUCUUUGAUGUUGGUGACUGCUUUGAACCCCAAAAUCGGGUACGACAAUGCUUCUAAGGUGGCCAAAAAUGCGCACAAGAAGGGAAUCACCUUGAAAGAGUCAUGUUUGGAGUUGAAGAUGUUGACUUCCGAGGAAUUUGAUCAAUGGGUCAGACCGGAGAAGAUGAUUGGGCCAAAAGAAGUUUAG
Messenger RNA from Lodderomyces theae, 1962 nucleotides. RefSeq lists its product as uncharacterized. Gene Ontology annotation, molecular function: fumarate hydratase activity. The record is from RefSeq and is a predicted model, not a curated record. The coding region runs from base 1 to 1962 and encodes 653 amino acids. The transcript is spliced from 2 exons. Gene Ontology annotation, cellular component: mitochondrion; tricarboxylic acid cycle heteromeric enzyme complex; mitochondrial outer membrane. Gene Ontology annotation, biological process: malate metabolic process; fumarate metabolic process; tricarboxylic acid cycle. Lineage: Eukaryota; Fungi; Ascomycota; Pichiomycetes; Serinales; Debaryomycetaceae.